Molecule: messenger RNA, 231 nt
Organism: Macrosiphum euphorbiae (potato aphid)
Lineage: Eukaryota; Metazoa; Arthropoda; Insecta; Hemiptera; Aphididae
Source: the annotation of a GenBank genome assembly
AUGAAGAAACACUGGCUAAAACAGAUUUACCACAAUCAUGGGGACAACCAUGAAAAAGAAGUGAAGACAAGUAUAAAAAAGGAAAAAGGAUUUGAUUUAUUCCAUGCUAAAAAGCCAAGACUAGAUAUACCGGAUACUAGUAUUAAAUCAAUUAUUGAAAAUAAUGACUUAUUAGCAUUGCCAUGCUCUUUAAGUUAUAAUCUUAAAGCUGAAUUAAAAACUGAAAGUUAG